This is a messenger RNA of Otolemur garnettii (small-eared galago), 413 nucleotides long. It is a transcript of the gene OXT, whose product is annotated as oxytocin/neurophysin I prepropeptide. The coding region runs from base 30 to 413 and encodes 127 amino acids. Lineage: Eukaryota; Metazoa; Chordata; Mammalia; Primates; Galagidae. The transcript is spliced from 3 exons. Gene Ontology annotation, cellular component: extracellular region; secretory granule. The record is from RefSeq and is a predicted model, not a curated record. Gene Ontology annotation, molecular function: neurohypophyseal hormone activity.
CACCGAGCCAGACCCAGCCUGCCCGCACCAUGGCUGGCCCCAGCCUCGCCUGCUGUCUGCUCGGCCUCUUGGCGCUGACCUCCGCCUGCUACAUCCAGAACUGCCCCCUAGGGGGCAAGAGGGCCGCGCUGGACCUCGAAGUGCGCAAGUGCCUCCCCUGCGGCCCCGGGGGCAAGGGGCGCUGCUUCGGGCCCAGCAUCUGCUGCGCUGAUGAGCUGGGCUGCUUCGUGGGCACCGCCGAGGCGCUGCGCUGCCAGGAGGAGAACUACCUGCCGUCGCCCUGCCAGUCCGGCCGGAAGCCCUGCGGGAGCGGGGGCCGCUGCGCCGCCGCUGGCAUCUGCUGCAGCCCGGAGGGCUGUAAGUACGACCUCGACUGCAACCCCGACGCUGCCGCUGCCUUCUCCCAGCCUUGA